CAUGAGUGACAGGAUCUUCUCAGGCUGACAGUUUUGACGGAUAUUGCCUGAUAUCAUCCUUAAAGACCAUGUAGCAACUCUCGACAUCCUGCACCUCUAUUUAUUUCUUUUAUUCAUCAAAACUUUUUGGAGAUUUAAGCGAUGGAGUUUGACGCAGGACGGCGCGAUGGAGCCCUUCACCAUCGAAAACCGAGGAUGUGUUUCUGAUAGUGGACAGAUUCGGGGCCAGUCAUGGAGCCUAAGCUGAACUGCAGCUCCGUGUGUGAUUCCCCACUUUGCCUCAUCCAGGCUGGAUUCAGCAGGCAGGAUGGCCAAGACAUCCUAAGGAGACUAUGCAGACUAAACACGUUGGCAGCAGAGGUCCCGAGGCAAACCCUCUCUCCAGUGAUCAGAGCCAUUGUCUGGACAAUGCUGUCUUCUGGCAUCUUGUUGGCACUCUGCUUUCUGUCAUUCACCCUGCGCUUCAAAAACAACAGGAUAGUGAAGAUGUCCAGUCCCAACCUGAACGUUAUGACUCUCUUUGGAAGUAUCCUCACAUAUAUCAGCGGCUUUCUGUUUGCAGUCCAGGAGCCAUUUCACACACAAGCUGAGGUGCCUGUUACUAUGCUUCAAGCUCGGAUGUGGACACUUUGUGUUGGAAGCACCCUCGUAUUUGGACCAAUUUUGGGGAAGACCUGGAGACUUUACAGAGUUUUCACUCAGCGUGUUCCAGACAAGAGAGUGAUCAUUCGAGACAUCCAGCUGAUUGGCAUGGUGUUUCUCCUGAUCCUGCUGGACAUUCUGGUUCUCACCACUUGGACUCUUACAGACCCUGUCAGGUGUUUGCAAUUUGACCGAGACGUUGCCAAGGUGACAGAAAGAGACGCCUCCUACCCUUUGUCACAACUGGACUCUUGUUCAUCUGAUUACUCAAAUAUAUGGGUCAUCAUUACCGCUGUUCAGAAAGGUUGUCUUCUCCUGUAUGGCACUUACCUGGCUGGGCUCACCAGCAAUGUCAGCCAUCCUCCAGUCAACCAGUCUCCCACUAUCAUAACGGCCGUCACUCUGGUUACCCUCUCCUCCGCUGUGGCCGUCCCUGUGUUCGUCUACCUGCACACCUGGACCAACCUGGUCUACAGCACUGUGGCUGGAGCCAUCUUCAUCUGCACACUGGCCACUAACUGCAUGCUGUUUGUGCCGCAGUUGACGCAAUGGCGGCAUUUUGAGGAGGAUCAGAACAACCCGAGUCAGAUGGCCAAGUAUUUCAGCAGCCCCAGUAAGAGCCAGCCGUCUGUGUACAGCCAGGAUGAGUUCUACUUCCUGCUGGGGGAGAACAGCUCAAUGAAAAAGCUCCUGAGCGAGAAGAAUGCUGUGAUUGAUAGUCUUCAGGAGCAGGUAAACAAUGCCAAGGAUAAACUCCUGAGGCUCAUGACAGCAAGCCAGCCUAUCGUGGACCAGGAUGUUGAUUCUUCAACUACAAAAUUCAACUCCUCCUCCACACAGGCAACUGAGGUUCAGUCUGAAGGAACCUCCUCUUCUUCUGUCUCUCAAAGAGAUGCAAAAUCAAGAAUUUUACCUCCUGCUACCUCUGAUGAUCUCACUCUGCAUCCCCAUAUCUUAAAUGCACCUAUGAAGUCUUUUGAGACUUUCUCUGUCCAAAACUCGGUGGAUUUUAACAUAGUUUCUUCCCCCUUCACUGAUGACGGACCCCCGAGUGGAACCCAGAAAGAUGUCGCUGAAUCUGCAAGCAGAGACAUAGAAGGAUCCAGAGUGAGAGAGCAGAAGCAGCCUUCAUCCCUUACAUUUCCUGGAAGGACAGCAGAAGAGGCUGUUCACUUUGUUACUUCUCUUCAAAACCAUAGAAAACUGAAUCCCUCCCAGGUUGAACUCAUCGGUCAUGGUGGCCUGUCACUGCAGAUGGGGGCAAAUCCAAAACUGACUGGUUUUGUCAGCAGCGAGAAGCUGCAGGAGAUCAUCCAGGAGCUGAGCAUUGCUGCAGCCACAGAAGCAUCUACAGCCUCUUCUCAACCCAAACUGAACACAUUAUCCCCUCUGUCCCUCUGUUCCCCUCGGUCACCUUCUGUAUUCAACUACCCAAGUAUCUCUCCUUACAUGAUGAGAAAACGCCGGCGUCGCUUCCAAACCUCCAGGAGAACUUUGUCCCCUUCCUGUUUCUACACAGGCUCAGAUGUUCCCAAUUUAGGACUAAAACGAAACGCCUGCGAAAACCAGAAUCCAGCUGAUGCACGUUCUUAUGUUCAGGCCAGUGUCUCGGAUUUAGAAAAGUCAGCGGAGGAGAAUGAGGGGGGUAGAGAUAAAGAGGAGGCAAUCAAGAACUAUCCAAGUUGUGCUAUGAGGUCUGAGAGAUGCCCACUGUGGCGUUGUGCUGGACAGGACUGUUCGCCUCAGCAUGGCGUGGAAGAGAGCUGCAGCAGCAGGCAACACCAUCGGUGCAUCAGAGAUUCAAGUGGAUACUGGGAUUCAGACUCUAGCAGCUCCACGGAUUACUGCUACUACCAUCGACCCUUCUGUGAUUCCUGCCUGCAGCGAGACUCCUACCUCUGCUCAGACAGCUCGUCAGACUCGUCUGACGGCGAAUAUGAGGAUUAUACGGACCUUUACCGACCCCCACGACCCGUUGUGUUCAAAGAUGACCUCAAACCUACUUUAGUAUGAGAAAAUGUUUACAGCACUUUAUAUAUUAUUUAUAUAGCUACAGUACUUGAACUUACAGUAUUUUGAAGAAUUAUUUCCCCCUUAUGAAUUUCUUUAUGUGAAAUUUAAAUGGUUAAGAUUAUCAAACAGAUUUAUCGAGUAUUAAAAGAUAAUCUGAAUGUGUGUUUUUUUUUAAAUAGUUAAUUUAUUUAUCAAAGAAAACAAACCGUCCAAAUUAACUUUGCCCUGUGGAAAAAAAUGAUUAGCAAUCUAAUAACUGGUUUGCAGGGUGAUCUUGGUGGCGAUGAUGGCCAUUAAAUGUUUACCCUACCUAAGAUGCUCAAUGAUUUGGACCAUUUUGUGCAACAAAAGCAAAUAUUUUUUUAGCACAAUACUUGCUUCUAAAGCCCCAGACUCAAUGAUUAUUGCAUUUUAAGAUAAUAGAAUGUUGUACUGCACGACAACAUAGCGUUAAUUUCAGUAAGACAUUUUUUUUUAUAUUUUUAUAUGAAGAAAAUUAUGAUGUCAAAUUCUGUCACUUUUAAGAAAUUAAGAAUUGUAGAUUUAUCAGACUUUUUUGUUCAAGAGUGCAAAUUGUUUUUAUCUUAUGAAAUUUCUAUAAGUUAUUUUUGUAUGAAUAUAAAUAAGUAGGAUCACAUAAGUGUCUCUUCACAAUUGUCCCAAUACGGAUAAAAAAUGUAUUAGAUUAUUUUGCAGAUUAUUACAGAUUCAGUUAAUAAUUGUGUAAACACUGAACUUAUUUUAAUUUAUUUAUAAAUUUUAUGUUGUAAA
This is a messenger RNA of Cyprinodon variegatus (sheepshead minnow), 3426 nucleotides long. RefSeq names its product G protein-coupled receptor 156 (gene gpr156). Gene Ontology annotation, cellular component: G protein-coupled receptor heterodimeric complex; membrane. The record is from RefSeq and is a predicted model, not a curated record. Lineage: Eukaryota; Metazoa; Chordata; Actinopteri; Cyprinodontiformes; Cyprinodontidae. Gene Ontology annotation, molecular function: G protein-coupled GABA receptor activity. The coding region runs from base 232 to 2655 and encodes 807 amino acids. Gene Ontology annotation, biological process: gamma-aminobutyric acid signaling pathway; G protein-coupled receptor signaling pathway. The transcript is spliced from 10 exons.